AUGGUUUCUACCAACAACUCCUCUGCCAACACCUCAAGAAGCUGCGACGAACCUACAGCAGAGCUGAACUCGAGGAUCACGACAGUCGACGAUUCACUUAUUCAGCUGGUUUACUACGGCCUCACAGCAACAAGGAGCUCAACAGCAGGCACCGACAUGCAACCGCCGUUGCCCGAGCUCAUGCUCUCCAACAAUUUUGAUUUCAGUGAUGACCUCCAAGAUGACCUGAGUUGCAUCCUCGGAGAUGCUCUCAGAAUUGUCCGAGAAGAUGCUGAUGAUUCUGAUUUGUUCUUUCCUACUACUACACGCACUGUUACCAAUGAUCUCUUCCUGAUGCAAAGACAUCAUGAUGCUGGAGCUCCUCCUCCAAGGCAGUAA
Molecule: messenger RNA, 378 nt
Organism: Cylindrotheca closterium
Lineage: Eukaryota; Bacillariophyta; Bacillariophyceae; Bacillariales; Bacillariaceae
Source: the annotation of a GenBank genome assembly